Heterostelium album PN500 is the source of this 990-nucleotide messenger RNA. RefSeq lists its product as uncharacterized. NCBI's taxonomy places the organism in Eukaryota, Evosea, Eumycetozoa, Acytosteliales, Acytosteliaceae. The transcript has 2 exons. The record is from RefSeq and is a predicted model, not a curated record. The coding region runs from base 1 to 990 and encodes 329 amino acids.
AUGGUAGCACAUCUAACAAGAGGAACUUGGAUGUUCUUUGGUGAAUCAAUGCUACAUAUUCCAACUUUAUUAAUCAUUAUCAUACCAAAUAUCUAUGCAGAGAUUCAAAAGAAAAAACAUUUAAAAGUAAACUUGAAACAAUUUUAUCUUAAAUCGAUUCCAUUUUUGGUUUUCAUGUCCAUGUUUUUUGCACUUAUAUUGAGAAUAUUCUCUGGUGUUUCAGCAUAUUUUUCCGAUGCCGAAGCAAUGUAUAUGGAUCCGACUACUCUUGCUCUUUGGACAUGGGCUGUUCAGUUCAUGGUUUUUGAGUAUUUCUUUAUUGAGUUGCUUUGGAUCAAGUUGGCCGUUGUAUUUUACUCAAAGGAUGACGAUCUACCCUUGAAUAGAGUCAAGAUUAUCGAUAAAAUUGUCAUCGCCAAUAUUAUUUUCUCUUUAACUUUUCAUACUGUUUUUGCCAUUUUGCAAGGUGUUUGGAACGAUCCAUUUGGAAAUCGUAAGUGGUGGGACACCGUUUGGAGAAUCUAUUUCCUUGGUUACGUUGGUUUGAUCGCUCUCUCAUUGACACACUUUGGUAUCCAGAUCUUGGUUCAUCUCACUAGAAAGAGAAGUUUGGACGAGUUGCUGAAAAAGAAGAUUAAAGGAGUUCUAGGUCUUUCAGUGUUUAUGGGUAUUACUCUGUGGGUGGUCAACAUGCUCUACAUUUUCAAUCCUAACGACUCUCUUGACUGGAUAAACUUGGCUAUUUAUAUUCUCGAGGUAAUCAAUAUCUAUUGGGUUUCAAUCAUUCUGGGCAGAGGUUACAUUUGCACACGUAUCAGAAUGGCACUUGGAUUCCCAGAGAUGAUCGAAGAGCACACCUCCAACACAUCAUCAGGAGACAUUUCACUCCAAAGAACAGCUGCUCUUGAUUCAUCUGGUGUUGAUAUAUCUGUUGAUAGAAGCAUGACCGAUGACCAAAAAACUUCAACUGGAAGUUUACAAACUGUAUAA